Messenger RNA from Gossypium arboreum, 1496 nucleotides. RefSeq names its product GDSL esterase/lipase At1g71250-like. Gene Ontology annotation, molecular function: hydrolase activity, acting on ester bonds. The coding region runs from base 101 to 1189 and encodes 362 amino acids. The record is from RefSeq and is a predicted model, not a curated record. The transcript is spliced from 3 exons. Lineage: Eukaryota; Viridiplantae; Streptophyta; Magnoliopsida; Malvales; Malvaceae.
AAUCUAUACAACGGUACCUGAGUCCUUUGCAUUGAAACAGAAGCAAAAGAAACAAAGAAAUUCCACAUGGAGCAGGAACCCUAAGAUCAAAAGAAGGACGAUGGAAGGAUUUGCUUUGUUUUUGGUUGCACUUGUUUCAAUGGGCAUCACCAACCUAGCAAUGGUUCCUGGGAAAACAAAUCGGAAUGUGUCUGCUAUGUACCUGUUGGGUGAUUCUUCUGUGGAUUGUGGCUCCAACACUCUCUUUUACCCUAUCAUCCAUUUAAAUCUUUCUUUACUUCCUUGUAACGGUUCCAAUUCCAUCCUUCUUCCCUAUCUUCUUGCUAAGAAAAUGGGUUUACCAUACGCCGAGCCAUUCUACGCCCAGAACGGAACCAUCGAUGGCUUGCUAAACGGUGUGAACUACGGUGCAGCCCACGCAACAAUCCUUAGCCCCACUAGCCUUAGCCACCAGUCUCUUAACCACCAGCUAAGGCAAGUAUUCGAGACGGUUCAACUAUUGGAACUACAACUCGGCCAUGAAAGCUCUCGCCAUUUCAUCAGAUCCUCCCUUUUUUACCUCGCAUUCGGCAAAGAUGACUACAUAGAUCUCUUUCUCCGCAAUUUCUCAGGUGUAAUGGCUGAAUACAAUGGCCCUCAAUUUGCUGAAAUUUUAGUUAACCAAAUGGUACAUGCAGUGAUGAACCUGUAUGAUAUGAAUGUGAGAAAAGUUGUAUUAAUGGGGAUACUGCCUUUGGGAUGUGCUCCAAGUUUACUGUUCCAAUGGCACAUUGAUGAUGCAACAGGCUGCGUUGAGAUGAUAAAUGAAGUGAUUUUGAGGUAUAAUGUACUGCUAGAAAAGAGCAUUGUUAGGCUCAAUGAAGAGUUGCCUGAUGCACAUCUCGUCUUUUGUGAUCUUUACCAAGGAGUCAAGAAGAUCAUAACUUAUCCACAAUUCUUCGGAUUUGAGGAUGCAAAGAAUGCAUGCUGUGGGCUUGGUUUGUAUGGUGCAGAGAUUGGGUGCGUGACUUCAGAUAUAGCCUGCAACACUGUUUCAGCAAAUGUGUGGUGGGAUCUCUAUAACCCAACACCCAAAGUAAACUCAUUGCUUGCCGAGUCAACAUGGUCCGGUCAACAACUCCUCUCCAACAUUUGCCGUCCAACUACAAUCCGUGGUCUGGUUUACUCUUCAGUGUCCCCUCCCACUUGACCCUCCUCACUCAUCUUCACCAUUUCUCACAGACCACUAUAGAUUCAAGUUCCUUUGUUAGGGAAACCCAUUGUUCUGUAUCCCUGGAAUUAGCUGAGAAUUGGUGUAAUUUUCCUGAAAAACUCAUGCACAUCAGCCAUAUACCAAUGGCAGUAGAUAGCAGUCCAAGUUAAAGGAAAAUUGAAAAUACGGAACUCCAUAUGUAUAUGCUGCAAUCAGAACCAUAUUUUUUGUCCCUUAUGGAUUUGCUGUUUUUCUUUGUUUCAUCUGUUGUAUUGUAUUGUAUUGUAUUUUACCCCCAUUACCA